AAAACAUCAUCGCAUCGGCUCAAUAUAUUCUCAAUUUCAGUGACGAUGAAGUCAUUGUUCAAGUUAGACGAUAAUAUGAGUUGCGGUAUCGUAAUAUUAUUGCUUGGAAUAUUGUGUGGCAGUGCAUUUGCCGAAAAGAAAUUAUGCACGUCCGAUAGGAAUUGCUCUUCCUUAGAUUACUGUGAUUUGAAGUUAGGAUUUUGUGUGGCUUCCCCAUUUGGUCUGGGUGUGAUUGCGCUUGUUGUUAUUCUAGUAUUUUGUGUAGUGAUAGCAAUUGUUGUAUGGUCAUGUAGAAGACACUCAAGAAGGAAUAAUUUCCGUCCGCACAACCAAUACUUGCCACAAACAGUAAUUACAAGAAAUGCACCAGCAUUGAAUCAACAACAAACAGGUGUGACUACCACUACCGUCUAUCCACACAAUCCUCAACCGAAUCAAUUUUCUACCGAUUCCGACAAUCCACCAGCUUAUAACAAAGUAGUUGGAAUAAAUGCCAAUCAAAUGCCGUCCGCACCACCCGCUGGAUAUGCGUAAUGCACGAGAAACAAGCAUUCAAAGCAAGAAGCAGAGUGUGUUAUAUAAUUAUGUACAUUGGAACGGUUGAUUCAUUCAUCAUUCAUUCAACAUUUUCUGUGAUAAUUUUGCAACAUUGAUUUGGCAGUGCCAAAUUGGCACAAGGAAAGUUUGCUAUUUUUGAUCUGGAAAUGACUAUAUACACUCGAAUGUAACUGUGAAUUUUUUGAAAUAUAAAAUAGAAUAUUUCACGAAAGUGUUACAUUCCAAAGGGUGGUAUGUCUCUUUUGCAUUGGCGCUUGAUGCGAUCCUAACAGUGAAAAUUGAAAGUAUGUGCUUCAGCAUCGCACCUCUCAAAUUUGAUUUUAAAGCGCGAAGUAUGUUCGUUUUAAAACAGCUAUUCAACCAUAUUCAGACAUUCCAAUGAAUUAGAUCGAAAACUAUUUACAUUUUUGAGCUAUCUGA
Bradysia coprophila is the source of this 978-nucleotide messenger RNA. RefSeq lists its product as uncharacterized. Lineage: Eukaryota; Metazoa; Arthropoda; Insecta; Diptera; Sciaridae. The record is from RefSeq and is a predicted model, not a curated record.